CUGGCGGGGGCGACCGAAGAUCCCACCCUGAAGCCGGGGUUCCCGGGCGAGAUUCCCCCGGGCUUGGAGCUCUUCCGCUGGCAGUGGCACGAAGUCGAGGCGCCCUACCUGGUGGCCCUGUGGAUCCUGGUGGCCAGCCUGGCCAAAAUUGUGUUUCACCUGUCUCGGAAAGUAACGUCACUGGUCCCUGAGAGCUGCCUGCUGAUUUUGCUGGGCCUGGUGCUAGGGGGCAUUGUUUUGGCUGUGGCCAAGAAAGCUGAAUACCAGCUGGAGCCGGGCACCUUCUUCCUGUUCCUGCUGCCUCCUAUUGUGCUGGACUCAGGCUAUUUCAUGCCUAGCCGACUGUUCUUCGACAACUUGGGUGCCAUCCUCACCUAUGCUGUGGUGGGCACACUCUGGAAUGCCUUCACAACAGGCACUGCCCUCUGGGGCUUGCAGCAGGCUGGAUUUGUGGCCCCUAGGGUGCAGGCUGGCUUACUGGACUUCCUGUUGUUUGGGAGCCUCAUCUCAGCGGUGGACCCUGUGGCUGUGCUAGCUGUCUUUGAGGAGGUGCACGUCAAUGAAACUCUCUUUAUCAUUGUCUUCGGCGAGUCUCUGCUCAACGAUGCAGUCACUGUGGUGCUGUACAAGGUCUGCAACUCCUUUGUGGAGAUGGGCUCUGCCAAUGUGCAGGCUACUGACUACCUGAAGGGAGUCGCCUCCUUGUUUGUGGUCAGUCUGGGCGGGGCAGCUGUGGGCUUAGUCUUUGCCUUCCUCCUGGCCCUGACCACACGCUUCACCAAGCGGGUCCGCAUCAUCGAGCCACUGCUGGUCUUCCUCAUCGCCUAUGCAGCCUACCUCACUGCUGAAAUGGCCUCGCUCUCCGCCAUUCUUGCGGUGACCAUGUGUGGCCUGGGCUGUAAGAAGUAUGUGGAGGCCAACAUCUCCCAUAAGUCACGCACAGCUGUCAAAUACACAAUGAAGACUCUAGCCAGCUGCGCUGAGACUGUCAUCUUCAUGCUGCUUGGCAUCUCAGCUGUGGACUCUUCUAAGUGGGCCUGGGACUCUGGGCUGGUGCUGGGCACCCUCUUCUUCAUCCUGUUCUUCCGAGCCAUCGGCGUAGUCCUGCAGACCUGGAUGCUGAAUCAGUUCCGGCUGGUCCCUCUGGACAAGAUUGACCAAGUGGUGAUGUCCUAUGGGGGCCUCCGGGGGGCUGUGGCCUUUGCUCUCGUCAUCCUGCUGGACAGGACCAAGGUUCCUGCCAAGGACUACUUUGUGGCCACCACUAUUGUGGUGGUCUUCUUCACAGUCAUCGUGCAGGGCUUGACCAUCAAGCCACUGGUCAAGUGGCUGAAGGUGAAGAGGAGUGAGCAUCAUAAACCCACCCUGAACCAGGAGCUGCAUGAGCACACUUUUGACCACAUUCUGGCUGCAGUGGAGGACGUUGUGGGGCACCAUGGCUACCACUACUGGAGGGACAGGUGGGAGCAGUUUGAUAAGAAGUACCUGAGUCAGCUGCUGAUGCGGCGGUCAGCUUACCGCAUCCGGGAUCAGAUCUGGGACGUGUACUACAGACUCAACAUUCGGGAUGCCAUCAGCUUUGUGGACCAGGGAGGCCACAUCUUGUCUUCUGCAGGUCUCACUCUGCCUUCUAUGCCCAGCCGCAAUUCUGCGGCAGAGACCUCUGUCACCAACUUGCUGAGGGAGAGUGGCAGUGGAGCGUGUCUGGAUCUGCAGGUGAUUGACACAGUACGCAGCGGCAGGGACCGUGAAGAUGCUGUGAUGCAUCAUCUACUCUGUGGAGGCCUUUACAAGCCACGCCGCAGGUACAAAGCCAGCUGCAGCCGCCACUUCAUCUCAGAAGAUGCACAGGAGCGGCAGGACAAGGAGGUCUUUCAGCAGAACAUGAAGCGGCGGCUAGAGUCCUUUAAGUCUACCAAGCAUAACAUCUGCUUCACCAAGAGCAAGCCACGACUUCGCAAGACUGGCCGCAAGAAGAAGGAUGGUGUGGCUAAUACUGAGGCUACCAAUGGGAAACCUCCUCGAGACCUGGGCUUUCAGGACACAGCUGCUGUGAUAUUAACCAUGGAGUCUGAGGAGGAGGAGGAAAGUGACAGUUCAGAGACAGAGAAGGAGGAUGACGAGGGGAUCAUCUUUGUGGCUCGGGCCACCAGCGAGGUUCUCCAAGAGGGCAAGGUCUCAGGAAGCCUUGAGGUGUGCCCAAGCCCACGCAUCAUCCCCCCUUCCCCAACCUGUGCAGAGAAGGAACUACCCUGGAAGAGCGGACAGGGGGACCUGGCCGUGUAUGUAUCCUCAGAAACCACCAAGAUUGUGCCUGUGGACAUGCAGACAGGCUGGAACCAGAGCAUGUCAUCCCUGGAGAGCCUGGCAUCCCCUCCCUGUACCCAGGCCCCAACUCUUACCUGCCUGCCUCUCCACCCACUGGGUGCUGAAGAGCCCCAGGCCCCUCUUCACCUGCCUUCUGAUCCUCGCCCUAGCUUUGCCUUCCCCCCGAGCCUGGCCAAGGCUGGCCGCUCUCACAGUGAGAGCAGUGCUGACAUCCCCCAGCAGCAGGAGUUGCAGCCCCUCAUGGGCCACAAAGACCACACCCAUCUCAGCCCACGUACUGCUAACUCCCACUGGUGCAUCCAGUUUAACAGAAGUGGCCGGCUGUAGACCAGGGCCUUGGGGAGUAGCAGGAGAUGGAGCCCCUGUGGGAACUGCUCCCUAGGCAAUGAGCAGAAGCCCACUCAGCUUGAAAUGGGACCAGAGGGACCUUGACUGGGCUUUCUUGGGGUCUCUUGAGCUGGUCCUCACAGGGACCCUUCUCAACAUCCUCCCUACUCUUAAUCCCUGCCACCUUCUAUUCCAGUAAGGCCACUACUCUGACUCAAGGCCAGUCCAGAGCUUCUAGGAGCUAGGCCCAGAGACUUGGGUAGCUGAUGCCCCUUCCAUUGGGUCUUCCUGGGAUCAUUAUAGGCAGCUGUUCCUGUCCCCAAAGCAAAGGCAUCAUUCCUCAGGGAUGCCAGCCUUCCCUGUCCCCAACUCCCUCCCCAGCACUGGGUCAGGAACAGUUCCUGGGCAGAGAGGCUCAGUGAGGGGCUGGUCCUCAGAAGGAUUAGGGUAGGAGGUAGGGAAGGCCUCAGCCUUGGGCUUUGCUACCCUGCUGGUUCAGCUACUCAUAGUCCAUUAUUUUUAGGGCAUUGGGACUCUCUGCCUUCACUUCUUGCUUUAGCCCUGAUAUUGGAGUAAUAGUUCCUCCUUUUCAAGGACCAAGGCCAGGGGCUGGGCCACACUUCAGUUAAGGCUGCUUCUAAGUCGGAGUCACUCAGGGGAUCUGCUGCUCUGGGUCCAAGUCUGGACCUUUCUGAUCCCUGGAGCUAGGUUUUUUGAAGGGACAUAGUGGCCACUGGGCUCCCAUGUCACCACCUGAACAUUCCCCAAACAGUGAAGAAACCAGGUAUCCCAGGGCAACUGCUCCAUUGCUCUGGGAAGCCUGGCUUCAGUGGUUAGGGGGGCAGACUGGGUGGCAGGUGACUUGCCGGGGGUUAGCACCUGCCUUGUAUUUUGUACCUUGAACCUAAGAUACAUUAAACAUAUCUCAGAUGGUU
Messenger RNA from Carlito syrichta (Philippine tarsier), 3590 nucleotides. RefSeq names its product solute carrier family 9 member A5 (gene SLC9A5). The transcript has 16 exons. Lineage: Eukaryota; Metazoa; Chordata; Mammalia; Primates; Tarsiidae. Gene Ontology annotation, biological process: regulation of pH; sodium ion transport; proton transmembrane transport. The record is from RefSeq and is a predicted model, not a curated record. Gene Ontology annotation, cellular component: membrane. The coding region runs from base 331 to 2655 and encodes 774 amino acids. Gene Ontology annotation, molecular function: sodium:proton antiporter activity.